GAGCGGAUGUGACGCAGCCGGAAGCGGCUUUGCAGAAUCUGUUGGAAAAGAGAGAGGAGAGAUGACCCUGACGGGGAAGGGAAAGUGUGGGGUUUGCCUUGAACAGUAAUCAUAACCAACCAUGAGAAGAAAAGUGGCAGGAAGACUUAGACUUAGUCCUAACGAAGAAGCUCAGCUGUUGAAAGAAGAACACGAAAGAAGAAGAAAAUUAAGGCUGCAACAGGUCAGGGAACAGGAGCGGAAUAUUGCUUUGCAGAUAAGACAAGAUGUUAAGCAGCGAAGAGAUGAGCACCUGAAGCAGUUGGCCGAAGAACUGGAGGCAGAAUGGCAGAAAACACAGGAUGAGAAGAUUAAAGCUCUGGAAAAUCUAUAUCUGUCAAGUUUAAGAGCUGUAGGAGAAGGGCAUAAAGAAGCAAAGGAAAAUGAGCCCGAUUUGGAGGCCCUGGCAAAGCGAGCAGAAGAAAGGAAAGAAGCGGCUAAAAAGAGGUAUAAAGAAGCCCUGAAAAAACAGAAAAGCCAGAAGGAGAAAUCGCUGAGAGAACAAACAAGGCGAGCAAAUGCCCGAAAACAUGCAUUUGAGGUAGAAAGAGAAAGAGCAACCAGAGUUGCAAGCCUGCCUCCUCCUCCACCCCACCCUUUCGAAAAUAUUGAAAUGAAGGACAUCCCUGCAGGGAAAAUGAGUGAUGUUGAUAAUUUUUCGAUUACUCGACACCAUAUCUUUGACCCACAUGUGGACAGAGAAAUGAGCACGGAACAGCCAGAUGCUCGGUUACUAGCUAAAGAGGAAGCCAAACAAACGGAAGUGCUGCAAAAUGACAAGGAAAGAGAAAGGCGAGAGCAGCAGGAAAAGGCUUAUUUGAGAGGAAAGCACGCCUUGAAGAUGGUUCGACUGGCAAGAGACAAGGAAAAGUUAAUGAAAGAGCUUGAACAGAUGCAGAAUGUUGACUUGGCCCACAGAAGGCGGUUUGUCGCCCAGAUGCCCCCGCAGCUGUUUGAACCCAGCUAUAGACGUGUGGAAAUCAAAGAAGAAUGGCAGAGGGAGCUGGAGUGUGCCUUCGAAGACAUGUACACUGGAAAUAUGAGAAUGAAGGGAGAUCUUAUUUUGCACCUCGAUCCACAGCCUUUGCCAGCUCUCUCUGAGGCAUCUCAGGAUGAUGAACUAGAACUUUCCCAGGAACCAGAACCUGUGUGUGAAUUGACUCCAAAGUUGGCAAAUGAGAUAGAAAACAAUGAGCCAAGCGGUAGUGAAGUGGAGAAGACAUUCCAGCCUCCGGCCAAACUAGCUCUAAAAAAGUUGCUAAACAAGAUACGGAAUCAAAAAGACAAUUGGACGUCAAGAUGUGAGUCGGAGAUUCAAAGUGACAUUGGGACAAUUGAGUCAGGGACCAUUUCUAAUGGAGGAGAAAAAGCGGAUGGAUUAGCAUCUGUGCCUGAACCUGAAUUCAAGCAGGAUCCUACUGCUGAAUCUUCUGAAGAGCUUCCAGAAAUACUGGACCAUACCAUUGUGGCUGAAAAUAAACUUAUAAAACAAGCACAAGAGGAAACCACUAAAAUUAGAAAGGAGUUAGAAAGAUUCACACAGACGGAGCAGCAGCAGCUGCCGCCGCAAACAACACUGGAAAAAAUACAACUAGAAAUUGAUUUUCUGAAGGCCAAAGUGCAACACCAGGAGCAGGAAGCUAAGACAGAGCAAGAAAAGAAAGAACAAGAACGUCGAACAGAACAAAACGUUUUUGAUUCUGUUGUGCAUCAGGAACAGGAAGAAGAAUGCAAGACUGACAUUGCCCUGGAGCAACAGGUAUCCUGGUUUCCCAAAGAGCAGGACCAUCUAAAGAGGAUUCAUGACUGUCAGCAACGUCUGUUGGUGCAAAACAGAAUGCAUCAAGACUCAGUUGACGAAGCCAGAAGAAAAUUAGAAGAAUAUCAGAAUAAACUGCAACAGAGAUUCCAGUCAGUUUCCAAGGCACUGUUAAAUCCUGUAGACAGAUUUGCACACCUGAAUUUGGAUCCACUUGAUCCAUGGUCACAAGCCCAGGAGUUGCCUCAACCGGAGAGAAUUAAAGCAAUGGCUUGCAAGCCACCCGAGGGGGAUUCUGUUCAAGAACUGGUACCACCGCGGCAGAAAAAUGAGGAGCAGAGACUUGAAGUCGCCAAGGAUGAGCAAGGAUCCUCUUCACAUCAAGAGAAAGAAAAAGCAGACAUAUUGGGAACAACUGGGGCACAUUUGUUGGGAUUUCACAGGAUUCCGAGAUCGUUCUUGCCAGAACCUGAGGAUACUUCGACUUCUACCCAGCCUGUUGCUCGUAUUCCAAGUGCCCGAUUCAUUUUACCUGAUGCAGGUGAUGCUCUGGGGCCUUCAGAAACCCUCUUGUCCGAAGCACUCACACCAGACAAACCUCCAGCUGGAAAGAUUAUUUUGCCAACCUUCUUAAAGCACCGAGAUACUCCAGGAGAAAAUAGGAUAAACACUGUUCCUAACCAGAGCCGCCGUCUUCCUUUGGAUUCGACUUCUUCCUCACCGCCUCCCGUAACGGCUCAGAUCAAGGGCAUCCAGGAGUCCUCCUCGGCAUCGAAAACAGGACGGGGUUUUUUGCCCAAUUGUUCUGAUAUCGUAGAGUUAAGAGACCACCUGCUAGCUUCCUCCGAGAGCAUAGAAGUUCAGCAGGAGCACUUGAAAGAACUGCAGGAACGAUUGGACGAGGAGCGGGAAGCCCUCCUGUUUCGCCAGAAAAUACAGGAGGACGUGCUGCUCCAGAGGCACGCCCAGCUGAAGCAAAAAAUGGAGCAACAGCAAGAAGCAUUAAAAGACAUUAUUAAACGGGUUACUCAGUUAAGCCCGUGCAGGGAUGUGACAGAGGAAAAACCCGAUAGCCUCAGUUUGCUGAGUGUGCUCCUUAAUGAAGCAGAAGAUGGUACCCCAAAGCAGGUUCACUUUGAUGAUAUGAACAGCCCGGAGGAAAACGAUUCUUUGUUUCAAAAAGUGGAUUCAGUGGAACAAAUGGGGUCAUUUCAGAGCAUAUGGACCAGAGAAGAGAAACAGAGGCAUUCAAAACCGCCUUUGGUCAAAGUAAAACCAGGACUGGAUUUGGAGCAGCAUGAACUCAGUGCUAUACAAGAGCUUGACACCCCAAGGAGCGACAGAUUUUCCACUACAGAAAUUUCAGCAUACAAAGAGCAUCUUACUGGAAAUAUAUUCCUCACUCCCCAAAUUGAUAACUUACCACCUAGUAAAAGCCCAACUGAGGAUUUACAGGAAGAAAUAGAUCUGCUAAGAACUAUUUCUAUGGCUGAUGAUAAAGGAUUAGAUUUUGGCCAAAGCCUGGAGCGUAUACAAGGAUCACACGACAAUGAAUCGAUGUGGAAAGCUAAUGGUUUGUAUGACUCAGUCCACUCCAAAGAAUUUACUUCUGCAGAUCGACAUUUAUCAAAUUAUUCUGCUGAUAAUGGAAGAAGAGUUCCAUCUCCUGAUCCAUUAUUGAGGCCAAACAGCCAAGUAAUACUUUCAAACGCCUGGUCUCCAGGUUUGUUAGUGCCAACAACUUGUACACAACAAGUAGCUCACAGCUAUUUUUCUUCAGUGACUCCUUCUGCUACCAACUUUAUAAAAAAUUACAACUCGGAUAUUAGUCUUGCAGGUAAAGAAUCCUGUGCAGCCAAGUCUCAGACCAGCGUUUUCAGCUUCCCAGCAAAGGAGAGCUCAAGCGCUCUUUCAUUUCUUCAAAAAUCUGAGGACUCCUCAAAGCAUCCCAGUUCUCGCCUCUCUUUCGAAGAAGUGGAAUACGACGGAAGCAAAAUCCAGCAAAUAAUAAACAAAUACAGAAAGGAUUUCAGCUGGUCAUCACUGAGUAAUGUGUCUUCUGGCCAUGAUCCAGCGGUUGGACUUGAUGCUACUGAUAUUGAAAGAAAUUUUCCAAAUUUCCACCGUGAACUUUUUCAGCCUUUGAAACCGAGUUCUGACUUUGAUAUCUGCUCAACACUCUCUCAGUGCAGAAUAUCUCACAGCAGCAAAGAUUCAAGCAAGGUUUCAGAUUUAUCUAAGAGUCAAGAUUUAACAUCUUCUACCAUAGAAGAGGGAAGGAUCAGUACUUUAUUUCUUAGCAGAGGAAACCUAAGCCAUUCUCAACUCAAGGAACAGAGUGAUGAAAGGAUGAAUCAGCCAAGGCAAGCUGUUCAACUCGUUGCUGAAGAAUUGUCUGAACCCCUGUCUCUGGAAAGUACUUUGCACAAUAGUUUUGGUCGACCCGGAGCCUUUAGUUUCAACCCUGAAGAAAACCUCGAGCUAAACAAGGACUGCGUUGAGGACCCUGUCGUUAUUUCAUCCGAGACGAGCUCAUACGAGGACCUGCCAGAUGACAGCGACUUUCGUUAUUUCUGUUCGUCCAUUGAAACACUUCGCAGCCUCACUCCUGUUGAAGAUCAGACCUCCAUGUACGAGAUCAUUCCGAGUUUUAGCCCGAGGAAAAGUACCCAGGAGAGGACAGAAUCGGCUAAAGAGGACAUGAGCUCAACGGAAGAGAGCCUCUGUUUUGUUGAACUAGCCGCAAUGUCGUUCAACGAAAACAACGAAACGGGGACCAGGAACAGAUUGAUAGAAACUGACGUCGCGCAAUGUGAUCUAAAUUCCACGCAAGGGCAGAGUUCUCCAAAAUCGAAAGUUCUUCUGGGCUGGCCUCAAGAAAUGAACUCUGGCAGUCCCUUUCAGAAUUCUGCUGAGGAAAAUAUCAGGCAGCCCGCCAUGUUUCCACAACUAAAUAUGGGUGCCAUCCACACUAAAAGCUCGGAUUCCCGUUUGUCACAGUGCCGCGUCCCUGUUUGGGAGACCCUUACAGGAAGGGGCAUCAUGGAAGAACCAGAUCUGACGCUAGUAAGCUCUAAUGACAUCAGCACUGCAGAAUCAGAGCUUAUACACGGUGAUCAUUUGGAAGCGAAGGACUGUCCCCAGAGCAGAGGAUUUUUCCCAUUGAAUCCAGAAGUGGAUGAAUUUCUCACUCAGCUGGACGAUCCACCAGAAAGUCCCCCAAACAAUCUGGAUCCAAAUUCCAAGCCCAGAGGCGUUAUAUUGUCAGAGCUUGCACCGGUCCACAGCAGCCUACAGGAAGCGUUUCUGAAGCAGAAGAGAGAUUUCAUCGAGAGAUCUUUGAAAAGGGUGGAGAAAGUAAAAAAACGAGAGCGGAGCUCUGAAAAGACCCAGCCGAAGGAAUUACCACUGAAAAAACCACAACCGCAUAAACGAAAAGCGAACCGGUCGCCUCAUGGGGCAGCUGUCAAUCUUUUGAAGAAAGUGGAAGAAAAAAGGUGCUCUCCACUGGACAGGAGAGCGGGCGCGGCACAAAUGCAGCAAAGGACUUCAAGACUGUAUAAUAAUCUGGCGGAAGUGAAAAACAGAAAGGAAGAGAAAGACAGGAAAGAAAAUUACGCCAAGAACAGGGAAAGAGCAAAAGAAUUCCAAAAGAAAACAUUGGAAAAACUACGAGCCAGAAAAAUCAAUUUGAAAACCUGGUAUUUUGCAGACGUCCCGCCAAUGGAGGAUAAUUUAUCAGCUUUGGAUUUGAGGUCUCUGCGAUAAUUAAAAAUUAUGAGGCAGAAUUUGAGACAAUUCACAUUUGGUAUGGCUGCAUUUGCAAAAUGCCCAAUGCUGUGUAUAUAGACCAUUGUUGUCUCCAAUUAUGGCUUUUCAACUCAAAAAGAUUUUCAUUUCCAAAUGUCACAUUUGCUUUUUGUACUAUUUUACCUAUUUAUAAUAAAAUAUUUGCCAAAAUGCAGAUUGACAAGUUAUUCAAAAGCCAUGUUCCUUUCCGCUUGCCUUUUAAAAAUGUGUGCCAUCAACUGAAUGAGACUUAUUGUCAGCCUCCUGGCCAAACAAUCCAGAUGAUGGAGAAUGAGAAGUAAUUGAGGAAGAAUAGCCAGCUACCUUGGAAAUCUCAGCUGCCACUAAGAGAAAACCCCUGAACACAAUCUGUGAUUUUUCCCAGCGCCUGCUGAAUUAAAAGCUGGAGGCUGGCCUAAUGAAAGGACCAAGAACCUCACAUGCCACUAAUCAGGCUUCAGUCAGUGGUUGAGAACGACUGUCCGCCGGAUGACUGGGCAGAGUAAUUCAAGUUGCAGCCUACAUCCUUCGACGCUCUUCCAAUGGCUCCGGAGAAAAAUGCAGCAAUUUUUGCAUCAAAAAUGGCGGCCGGAAGUUUUUCCCUGACUUAAAAUGGCCACUGCAGUGACGAGCGGGCUGAAGGUGCCAAAAACUCACAGAUGGAAAGUGAUGGCACCAAAGCCUGGGUCCUCGCAUCACUGACCGUCACGCCAAAUCCCUGAAUUACAGCGCAAGCGGCUGGGCCCUCACCGCUGUGCUAAGAGAAAACACGAUCGCGUCGGCUUGCGUCAC
Messenger RNA from Thamnophis elegans (Western terrestrial garter snake), 6379 nucleotides. RefSeq names its product centrosomal protein 295 (gene CEP295). Gene Ontology annotation, biological process: regulation of centriole replication. Bases 122 to 5566 code for a protein of 1814 amino acids. Gene Ontology annotation, cellular component: centriole; cytosol; centrosome. The transcript has 30 exons. The record is from RefSeq and is a predicted model, not a curated record. NCBI's taxonomy places the organism in Eukaryota, Metazoa, Chordata, Lepidosauria, Squamata, Natricidae.